AUGUCCGAGAUUAUAUAUACCAGCGUUAAACCUAAUGCAUCCAUCACUCUCCUUGGAGAUACCCCAUCACAGCCUUCCUGGAUCCAUCCACACUUAAUUGAUUGUAUCGAUCCCGUCAAGGGUCGCCAAUUUCGAGUGACGGACUUUAUUUCCAAAGGGACAUGUCUUCUUGUCGACCGCCCCUAUGCAGUUAUUCCCGUUGUUGACGAACCGUCUGUCAAUAAGAACCUUAUUUGCAAUAACCCUGCUUGUAAUCGUCGGGUAUCACUCGGUCCAGAACGAUCUUCAUGUCCCAAUGCUUGUAUAGCAGAUGUCGCUUGGUGCAGCGGCUCCUGCAAAGACCUGGAUCAAAUUCGCCAUGCUUUUGAAUGCACAUGGCUGAAAAGGUAUGCCAAGCCAAUUCGUUCAAAACGAGGUGAAUAUGAAUUCGGCAUGUUGUGGUUGAUUAUUCGUCUACUUGCCACACGACAGGGCGAAGUACAGAAUCCACAAUCAUCCACCUCUGACGCCGAAUCUUUCUCUCCUCGGUGGAAACAAGGUUGGGAUGGUAUAGAAAUGCUGUGCGGAUCUGCCGAUACCUGGGCUCAUGACAGAGUGCGAAAUUGGACCCUUCUGGCCAAAAAGUAUCUUCAGAGCAGUCAAAUAUUGCCACAUGGGCUAAGCACAGAUCGCGUCCUACACCUGAUCUGCCAAGAAGAGGCAAACUCAUUUGGUCUGUACCCAAGGGAAACCGGCGUUUUCCCUAUUCCAACCCCCGUGACCGAAAGGGGGGAGCAAUUUGCUGCUGCAGUAUACCCCACAGCGGCGAUAGCUAACCACUCCUGUUUGCCAAAUAUCGUCCACAAGCCUGAUGAUCACGGCCGUAUGGUGUUUACCGCUGCCCGAGACAUCAAAAAAGAUGAGGAAUGCUGCAUCUCGUACUUUGAUUUGACACAAUAUACCGACAUCGCCACACGUCGCCAACAUCUCAAAAACUCAUUCAGGUUUACUUGCAAGUGUGAACGAUGUGUCUCUGAGGAGCCCGUUGAGUCAUCAUCAUCAUGGGCCACGAUACCAAUAAUGGAUGAACAGUCAUUGUGA
Molecule: messenger RNA, 1080 nt
Organism: Penicillium verhagenii
Lineage: Eukaryota; Fungi; Ascomycota; Eurotiomycetes; Eurotiales; Aspergillaceae
Product: SET domain-containing protein
Exons: 2
Coding region: 1-1080 (359 amino acids)
Molecular function (GO): protein binding
Source: RefSeq, a predicted model, not a curated record